This is a messenger RNA of Heterobasidion irregulare TC 32-1, 183 nucleotides long. RefSeq lists its product as uncharacterized. Lineage: Eukaryota; Fungi; Basidiomycota; Agaricomycetes; Russulales; Bondarzewiaceae. The record is from RefSeq and is a predicted model, not a curated record. Bases 1 to 183 code for a protein of 60 amino acids. The transcript has a single exon.
AUGGUAACUAGUGCGGUGAGAGGAAGAAAUACCAGGCCUAACGCUGUAAGCCCUUAUGACAAGAGACAACGACAUCCGGGUCGAAGUUUGGACGUGAAGAUGGUCGAGGAAAAGAUGCGAGGUAGACCAAAAAAAGAAGACAGAAUCGACGAGACAGACAUACUAGAUCAGAGGCGUAAGUGA